AUGGUAUCCCUCGAGCAUCACACAUUCGCCAUGUUGCCCAGACACAUGAGCGAGGAGCAGGAGCACCUAAGCUCCAUUUACCCUGACCCACCGCAAGGCGCCUUUUCUGCUGCCGGCAUGGACCUGGGCCUUACUUCUGACGUCUACUUCCCACGCCUCGGCCAAGAAUUUCCCCCUACCAUGAACGGCUUCGACCAUCACAUGCCAUAUGCCGCCGAAGGCGCCGCUGGCUGGACAUAUGGUGGUCGCAUGUCACCGCCCAUCUUCCAGGAAGACCGAGAGUUGGGAAUCCCCUCAAACAUGUCGACCGCUUCCGCCCCAUCAGCACCCUCCUCAGCAGUCGGCUCACCGCAAUCGACCCAUGGCCAACCGGCACCAGUACCCGAGUGGGCUGGCCCUCAGGGCGUUGCCCUGAGCCCCGGCAUUGUCGGCUCUCACGAGUACUUCACCGGAUCCGAGUACAACAGCUACGCACCACAAGGUAUGGAGGAUCUCGCACCUUUUGCAUUUGCAGACACUUCAAAGCCACCCGGAUUUGUUGACCCAAGCUUGAUCCACCACGAGAUCAGCCGGCCGCUCAUGCCACCUUACGACGCUGGUUUCCAGCAAAACUCAUCCGCGUACCCCAACUCGCCCGCUCUCACUGCGUCAUCACCACACCUGAGGACAGGUAGCCAAAGCCCGUUUAUGCCACAGAAUGCUGGGUACCACUAUUCCCCUUACCAAGCACCAAUCGACCAGGGCCGACGGCCCAGUCUUGUUUCGUACCAAUCCGGCCAUUCUGGAGCGUUCAGCGACAGUGACUCCAAGGAGAAACAACGAUGCCCGCAUCCCGACUGCGGGAAGACCUUCAAGGACCUCAAGGCCCACAUGUUGACUCACCAGACGGAGCGCCCUGAAAAGUGCCCCAUCACGACAUGCGAGUACCACAUUAAGGGCUUUGCCAGGAAAUACGACAAGAACCGCCACACACUCACCCAUUACAAAGGCACCAUGGUGUGUGGUUUCUGCCCAGGAUCCGGCUCCGCAGCGGAGAAGUCCUUUAACAGGGCAGAUGUGUUCAAGAGGCACUUGACGGCGGUGCACGGCGUAGAGCAGACGCCGCCCAACAGCCGCAAGAACAAGAACGGUAGCUCUACUUCAGCGUCCACGGGCAAGAAACCGGGGCCGGGCUACGCACCCGAUGCCACCGGUAAGUGUUCGACAUGUUCGCAGACAUUCAGCAACGCACAGGACUUCUACGAGCAUUUGGACGAUUGUGUGCUGCGCAUUGUCCAGCAAGAAGACCCCGCAGAGGCGGUCAACGCGAGGAGGCUCGCGGAGGUUGAGAACGACCGGGAGGUGCACGCCACCCUGGAGAAGAACAACCUGCCGACCACGACUCAAACGAUGAUGACGGAUGAUGAGGACGACGAGGAGAUGAUGGAAGAAGAGGAGGGCCAGUUCCUCGAUGAGCAAAACCUGAUGGCGCUUGGCGUCAAGACCUCAGCAUCGCCCACCAAGAAGUCCAAGGGCAACCCAGCCAAUGGCGUGCAAAAGUCUCGGGGCCUCACACAUUCUCGUGGUGGUGUCUCGAUUUCAAAAUCCAAUGCCAGCAACCGGGCGCGCAAGCACCGCCGGGAGUACCCAUCAUCGUGGGGUUUCGACAAGGGCCAGAUGACGAUGAAGAAGCGGGUGAUGGCCGUCUUUGACGGGCCCCGCCGACUGGCCAAGGAUGACAUGAUGCUCUCCACCGAGCGCGAAGUCCGCGUGCCAUUGGCAGAUGGAAAGUCCUACGUCACCGACCUGGACGUCCAGACCAUGAAGAGGGCCGAGGGUUUCCUGAAUGCCACCGAGGAGGAGAAGGGUAUCUGGAUCUCAGACGACCCAACGGAAGACGACAUCAAGGCUAUGCUGGAUGCUCAGAUGCAAUGA
Diaporthe amygdali is the source of this 1914-nucleotide messenger RNA. RefSeq lists its product as uncharacterized. Lineage: Eukaryota; Fungi; Ascomycota; Sordariomycetes; Diaporthales; Diaporthaceae. Gene Ontology annotation, biological process: regulation of transcription by RNA polymerase II. The coding region runs from base 1 to 1914 and encodes 637 amino acids. The transcript is spliced from 2 exons. Gene Ontology annotation, cellular component: nucleus. The record is from RefSeq and is a predicted model, not a curated record.